Messenger RNA from Aedes albopictus (Asian tiger mosquito), 2949 nucleotides. Its product is annotated as antichymotrypsin-2. The transcript has 8 exons. Lineage: Eukaryota; Metazoa; Arthropoda; Insecta; Diptera; Culicidae. Gene Ontology annotation, molecular function: serine-type endopeptidase inhibitor activity. Bases 457 to 2187 code for a protein of 576 amino acids. The record is from RefSeq and is a predicted model, not a curated record.
CUGUUGUGUAACCUCGAUCGGUUAGCAUUGAUCUUGAAAAGUGCGAAAGGUCUCUGGUGGGUCCUUCUGCGAAGGACUUUUGUGUGGACCACUUACAAAGGGACAAAGCGACCUUCGCUCGUUCAGCAGUCCGAUCUCUCUUUUCCAGUGGCCUUCUUUUCUCUACAUUCGCACAUGUGUUGUGGUGUAUAGAAAACCAUCAGGGCCAGGGAAGAAAGCGCGCUUUUCGGUGUUACCUACAGCAGUCAAUUAGAGUGCAAAUUAGAUUCGGGUGCCUUUUUUCGCGGGUGGGUUGUUAGUGAUUUGUUGCAUAAAGAGCAAAACAAAGCUGUAAUCAACAACGGACAAGUAAAGAAACUGGGUGUUUUGAGGAGUAGUUGGUAGUGAGCCCGUUAAGUGAACAUUCCAUCGCGCUUGAAUCAUCGAAGAAAGCAGAAAAUCCCGGUUGCGGAAAUUAUGAGAGCUCUACUUGCAUUUUUGCUGGUCGAGCUAUGUGGCUGUCUGGUUAGUGCCCUGCCGAAGGACCGCCACACGAAGGAUGUAGCUCCCGCGGCUUCUGAGCCUUUGGUCGGCCAUGCGACCAACAUCCUGACGGCCAGCCUGCUCAAGGGCAGUGUCGACUCCCCCGCCAAUCAGGUGUUCUCGCCGGUUGGAUUUGCUUCCAUCCUGGCCAUGAUCGGCGAGGGGGCCGAAGGUCAAACCCGUCAGGAGCUGUACGAUGUGCUGAAGUUUCCCGCGGCGAGGGAAGAAGUUCGCAGUGCAUUCGACGAAUCCCUGAAGCGUCUCAGUGCGCAGAAUCCAGCGAACGAACCGCAGUUCAAGAGCUGGUUCUACAUCUACAAGGACAAUACGAUCAAGCCGGACUACCGUGCCGUGCUGCAGAACAGCUACUAUGUAGAUGUUCGAGAUAUUGAACGUAACGAUUAUAACUUUGACGAGCCGAAGACUUCGCUGGGAUCGAUCGAACCGACGAUCGAGCCCUCGAUUGAUCUGACUCCGGACGAGGAAGCGAUCGUUGUGGGUCAGAUUGUUCCGUCGAAUAACAACAGUAAGGAUAUCAUCGAUUUCGAAGAUCUGAAGAUCAAAUCUGUGCCGAUUGACAAUGUGCGUUCGGACGUCGGAGUGCCGACCAAGUACGACGAAGUGGAGGACGCGGACAAUCCCAAGUUUGAUAGAAAUAUUGAGGAUAAGCAGUACGUGGAACCGACUCAGAUUAAGGAAGAAAUCGCCAAGCAGAAGGAUGAACACACGAACGAAGUGCUGGACGAACCAGUGCUGAAGGCUGCCGAAGAUCGAGUGGACCGUGUGGUGGAGGAUGCUCCGCAGAAAAUUAGUCUGUCGUUAAAGAAGCUAGAUGGUGAGGAACACGAGAUCAUGCACGCAGUGGAGAGCCAAGCCUCGAGACAGAGGUUCAACGUGAGGCGAUCGUUCCUAUCGGGAGAUGUCGCUUCGGCCUUGAGCGGUAAUUCAUUAGUCGGACGUAAAGCUAAUGCCAAAGAAGGGGAAGAUGAUCAGAACGAGUCGAAAAUGCUGUUGUUCAAUGGACUGUAUUACCGAGGAAGCUGGGCCAGCCCGUUCCAGGUGAAUUCCGAGACAGGCUUUUUCUCCGUUAACGGUCAACAAAAACCGGUAACCACGAUGCGUUCAUCGGGCAAGUUCAGCGUUGGAUCAAGUCAAGAACUGGAUGCCAAGUUCAUUCAGCUGCCAUAUAAUAAUUCGCGUUACUCGUUAAUGUUGAUGAUUCCCAACGCACCUGACGGUCUGAAGGAUUUGAUUAAGAACUUCAACUGCCAUAGUUUGAGCAGCGCUCAGAAGGAACUCAGCGAUAUGCCAGUGCAGAUCACCAUGCCCAAAUUCCAGAUUGACACUACUAGCAGAGCCGAGAAAGCUUUGGCUAAGCUGGGACUGAUCAACGUGUUCACGUCCAAGGCCAACCUCAGUGGAAUCACGGACGAACAGAAGAUUCACGUCGAUGAACUGGUUCAGCAUGUAUCGAUUCGGGUCGAUGAAGGAUCCAGCAGUGAGACGGCUCUGUCUGCCACGAACAAAGUCGAGGCAAAAACCGCUGCCACCGAAAUGGACGAAUUCGUCAUCGACAGGCCGUUCCUGUUCUUCGUGCGUGAUAUCGUCGACGAUUUGGUGAUCGUUGCUGGCAAGAUCUAUGACGUUCCGGCGGCGGAAGAGUAGAAAACAAGACUUGAAUCCUUCACAUUCUCCCUAUUGAUCUGUAAUCGUAGGCUAGUGAAGAUCUUAACAUUAACGUUUUAGUUAAGCGUCGUCUCAUCUCUUACGGAAUUGCAUUCAUCAGAGCAUUUCCCUGAGCUCACUUUUUUUCUCUGAACACAUCACACAAAACUACUACAGGAACACAACUUCGCACAUUUUUUUUUCUGAACACACAAUCAAAGCACAGCUGUAAUAUUUUCAAUUGAAGAUCUUAUCCUACAACUUCAAAGUAACGAUAGCUUUGCUUCCGGUUAGAAAACCCAAAAAAAAAUACACCGAACGCUCAAAUUUUCCCACCUUGUGCUGGAGUUUCAUAAGAUGGCGAUAAUUGGCAAAAAAAAACCAUACGAAUCGGAAGCGAGUUCGUAGAUGCGGACAUCCGAAGGCAGCAAUCGAUACACGGGAUGAAAUCUUUUCAAAAUAUGGCCUCCAGUAUUUUGGAAUUGAGUUUGGGAACGGCGAUGCCUGGAAUUGUCCGCAUACAAUCGUUCUUGGAUUUGUAGCUCGGAAUAUCAUCUGCCUUGACAUACUUGGUCACUGGUCGAUGAUUAUAAUAAGCACUGUUACUGUUUUGAUGCACCACAAGUGAUGAAUGCAGUUUUGGAAUCUAUUUUUUCUCUAAAUUUCUCGGACAAAUUAUGAACAAGUAGGUAUAAGUUAAUUUAUGUAAAUCUUAAAUUAUUUUAAAGAUUUAAGUGAAAAAAUAAACACAAUUAUAUUCAA